CUGGUGGAACCGAGUGGAUGGAAUGCCUGUAGUUGCCGUAUUCAUCACUCUUCCGCUUCUUCUCGUUUCUGAACCUCUUCAAUGGGGGGAUUCUAGGGUUUUCACUCGGUUUCGGUAUUCUCUUUGCAUUUUACAUGCGGCGGCGUUUUUGUUAACAGUAGCUUUUCCUUUUUCACUCUUCGUUCUUGUGCUUUCUUUUGCAUUCUUUUGCUUCUUCCCUGGUAUAUUGGCUGGUGCUAUUUGUAUAUUGCUGUGCAUUAUAUGGUUUUUUCUUCUUUUUUUUGUUGGGAAGAUAGAGUAGUUUUUUUCGAUAUGGAGAAGAUUGUUUCGGAUAUGAAAGUUGCGGAGUGGAAGCGGAGUAGCCUGUACAAAGCGCACGAACGGUUACAUAUGGAGGCUUCUUCAUUUUUGCUUCUUAGUCUUCAGUGGAAGGACUUGGAGAUGCACUUUGAUUCGACUCGUGAUAUGAUUCAGACGGAGUACGAGGAGCUUGAACGGCGGGAGAAGACGAUUAAGUUGAAGGAAGAGCGGUUGGAGGAUGUGCAGAAAUCUAUUGAUGCAUGCUCGAAAGAGAUUGAGUUGAAGAAGAAUGAAUUGUUCGAGUUGAAUCGUUUGAUUGUGAAGUGUGAUGAUGCGAUUAGAUUGAAGGAGUCGGAGCUGGAUUUAGAACAAGAGAGACUGGGAGAUUUGUCGAAGGAUAUUGAAUUGAAAGAAGACACGGUCAAUAAAGUAUGCAUGAGAAUAUUGAAUGUUAAUAAGGAGUUUGACGAUAAGGAGAAGGCUUUUGAUAUGAUUCAAAAGAGGAUUGACGAUUGUGAGUAUGUGAUGGAAUUAAAAGAACAAAAAUUAAAUGGAAUACUACAGUUAAUCGAAGAGCGAUCAAUGGAAUGUGAUUUGAAGGGAAAUAGUGUAGAAUUGAUUAAAGCAUUGCUUAAAGAACAUGAAAAAGAGCUUGCAACCAAGAAGAAACAAUAUGAUGCAAUUCAGAUGGCAAUUAAAGAGAGCGAUGUAGAACUCAAACUUAAAGAAAAGGAGCUUCAGACAAUUCAAAAUAUGGUUGCCACGAAGUGGAAAGAGAAGAGAUUAGACAAGAUGGAAAAGGCUAUAAAAUUGAGGACUGAAGAGCUUGAAAUUAAGGAGAAGGAGUUUGGUGUAAUGAAGAGCAAGUUGAAGUCUCUUUCUGAAGAGUUAUUAUCAAAGGAAUCAGAAUUAGAAUCCAUCAAAACGUGUAUCAAGGAGCAUAGUAAAGAACUUGAUGUGCAGGAAAAGCAGCUUGACAGCACCCAACAAUCUAUUCAAGAUUGUCAAAAUGCUGUUAUACUGCUUACAAAUUAUGCUAGUGCAAUAGUUAAGGAAAUUAUCCAAUGCUCGAAGGAAUGGGAGUUGAAGGACAAUCAUCUUGAUCCACUCCAAGACUCCAUGGAUGACUACUCGGACGAGUUUCCUCCUGUGAUGAAAGAACACGAUUCCAUUUCUUUGAUAGUGGAUAAAUGCCUUGAAGGCAUAAAAGCUCAAAAAGCGCAUUUCAAUUUGUUGAGGAAAUCAAUAGAAGAGCGCUCAAAGAAUCUUAAGAAUGAAGAAAAUAAUUUUGAAAAACGAUUAGAGGAGCUCAACAAGAAAGAUGAGAAAGUGAGCACGUACCUAAAAGAGAUUGAAUAUUUAAAAGCAGACUUGGCUUCCCAGGUAGCACUGCUGGACAAAGGCGGUGAAGGUCGAUUAAAAGAAAUACAACACAAGGGCCUGGGUGAGGAACUUGAUUCAAAAGAAAAAGAUAUCAGUCUAGUCAGAGAUUUGAUGGAAACAUGUAAUGAGAAGGUAAGAUCGGUAAAAAAGGAGGAAUCAGGCUGCAUACCAGCUGCAAGUUCUAAUACGUUGAAUUUUCAUACCGGGUCGGCAUUGGAUGGAACGCUUCUGUUAGUUCUCUUAUGUGAACAUCUGAAACUACAUGAUUUGGUACGCACAGAACUGAUUAUUACUCUAAAAACAUCCUCUGAUCCAGCUACGUUAGUUCUAGAUGCUCUGCGAUGGUUCUACCCUUCACAUACGGUGUCGGAAGAUGCAAAAAUCGAUUUGCAUAAUGCCAAGAGGGGAUGCAUUUUUCUGUCUGAACUACUAUUGAAAUUCUCACCACAAAUCACGGCUCCACUGAAAGAAGAAGCUCUAAAGCUGGCUGGCCAGUGGAAGGCUAAGAUGUCAAUGGCAGUUGAGAAUCAUGUGGAAGUGGUGGCAUUCUUGCUACUUGUGGCUAAUUUUCAGUUGGCCUCAGAUUUUGAUGCAGCUGAACUACAGAUUCUUCUGAAUUCUGUUUCACAAUAUAAACAAGCACUUGAGCUAGCCCGAGCACUUGGUAUUGGAGAUAAAUCUUCUGAGGGCAGAGCAACUCCUAGCUCAGCUAAACCGGAGCAACCAGAAUCUUUGCCAGCCAAGGAAGUGGAGUUGUCUUCCUUAAAAAAUGAGCAGCUCAGCAUGGAUCCAAAUGAGGAGAGAUUAUAUUUACUUCUAAACAAUCAGUUGACUAGACAAAAAUUGGUGCCAAGUGCAAUCUUAUUAUUUCUUGAAAAGUCAUCAGACCCUGCAAAACUUGUCUUGGAUCUGAUUAAAGGUUAUGUUCACCAACAGUUGAAUAAAGAACAGAUGGGCUUUGAAGAAAGUUUCUUGAGGUGGUCCACACUUCUUUUAAAGCAACUAAAGAAAAUCUCACCAAGUAUUGGUCCAAAGGAAAGAGAAGAUGCAAUGAAGCUUGCAAUUGACUUGAAAUUGAACAUGAGAAAUGAUACAAAUGGUUCUAUGGAUGCUGUUGUCUUCUUGCUACUCAUAGUGUCGUAUGGAUUGACGACUUCAUUCAGCAGGGAUGAGAUUUUGAAGCUCUUUGAGAACGUAGUGCUUCAUGAACAGGCAUCAGAAUUGUGUCUGAUGUUCGGGUAUAAUCAAAAGAUACAAGAGCUUGUACAAAAUCUUAUUGGAACAAAGCAGUUUGUUAGGGCCGUCAGGUUUAUAUGUGGAUACAAGUUGGCAUCAUUUCGACCUGUACAGAUCCUGAACGAAUAUUUGCGAGAUGCAAGGAAUGCCACUGUAAAAGCCAUCAAUCAAGACAAUACAGGUCAGGAAGAUGUCCGUGCUGCCAUGGUUGAAGCCAUAGACAAGGAGAUAGAUGCUGUGAAUUCAGUAGUUACAUGCGUUGCAGAUUGUAACCUUGGUUCUGAAAUCUCCUCUCAAGGGCUUGAAAGCCUUGUUGUUUCACUUAAAGAUAUGAAAAGGUUGAUAUGCAACAGCCAUGGUCAACCAAUAAGUUUGACCGAUCAACAGCCACAUUCCAUCAUUGCUCAGCCACAAUCACCACCUCGGGCCAAUUACGAAGUCCAACGUACAUAUCUGACCAAGGGCGAAAUGAAACAGCAGCUGAAUUGGGAUAAGUCUGAAGCGCAAAAACUGUGCUCAAACCAUGAAGCCUGGCAGCACCAUUCUCCUCCAACCCAUCAACCCCAUCAGCAACAUUCUCCUCCAACCCAUCAACCCCAUCAGCAACAUUCUCCUCCAACCCAUCAACCCCAUCAGCAGCAACAUCCAUCCAAUAAUGCCACACUGCAACAACUGCGGAAGAAACGGAAGAGUAUUCAGUAUAAAAAUCGUUCAAUGAAGUACCCUCGAAAGCGUCCAUCAACUGGACCUGUGUUUACAAGUUCAUCUCCUAGAGUACAUGAUAAAAAAUCCAAGUUUCAGCGGUACAAUUCAAGAUUUUCUGCAAUGCCCAGGCUAUUUGGUCUCCAUGAGGGUGGUCGCGCUACUGAACUUGGAAAUCGUACUACGUCCCCAACCAGGUCUAGACCAUAACCUAUGUCGAGGUAUGCUUUUCAACUAAUCUAAUAUUAUUGUUUUGGUAGUUAGUUCUAUUGUAAAUACUUUUAGGAGUAGUGAGUAGAUUUUGUGUCAUGGCUGGCACUAUUAUAGUUGCCUUCGUUCUGGAAGGUGUUCAACUUGCAAAAAUGUGCUGGCAUGACGUGAAAAUGUUAGUUUUGUAGAUUUUUGCGUGGUUGACCUAGAUAGAAACAUCAAUGUUGAUAUCCAACCCCCAAAUUUAUAGAUAUAUUGAUGUAUAUUUGAAUAUCA
This is a messenger RNA of Cucurbita maxima (winter squash), 4107 nucleotides long. RefSeq lists its product as uncharacterized. NCBI's taxonomy places the organism in Eukaryota, Viridiplantae, Streptophyta, Magnoliopsida, Cucurbitales, Cucurbitaceae. The coding region runs from base 262 to 3831 and encodes 1189 amino acids. The transcript has 4 exons. The record is from RefSeq and is a predicted model, not a curated record.